AUGGUACACAUACGCCCUGAGCCCCGUCAAUGCACAUUCCACACUCAGGGCACCUUGACUAGUGUCCUCAAGCAGCAUUCUGUACCAGUAGAAGUUGAUGUGCAUGCUCAUCAGGUUGGUGGGAAACUUGCCACAGCGAAUGUUCUCCUCAAUUACCUAGUAAAUAUGCAGCUCCCCCGCUCUGAGUACAUGAGCACUCUCCUCAAGGACCUGUGUCUCUACUACAGCUACAAUGAGUACCUCAUGGAGAAACUCAUCAGCUUGUUCCCCUCAGAGGUAGGCACCUAUAUAUUUGAAUCAUUGAUUUUACUGGAGUCCAACGAGGUGCCGCGCCCAGUCACGAUACGCAUAAACACACUGAAGACACGGCGUAGGGACCUUGCACAGGCGUUGAUCAACCGAGGCGUGAAUCUGGACCCGAUAGGGAAGUGGUCCAAGGUUGGACUGGUUGUGUAUGACUCACUGGUGCCCAUAGGUGCCACCCCAUAGCACCUAACCGGUCACUACAUGCUACAGGGAGAAUCCAGCUUCCUGCCUGUGAUGGCCCUAGCCCCACAGGAGAGUGAGAGAGUCCUUGGCAUGCUCAGCCCCGGGGGCAAGACCACGUAUAUAGCUGCUCUGAUGCGUAACAUGGGCAUGCUGUUUGCUAACGACGCCAACAAGGAACGUGUACAGGCGGUGGUAGGAAAUGUGCAUCGUAUGGGGAUCACCAACACAGUCAUCUCUGACGUGGACGGCAGGAGGCUGCCUGAGAUCCUGAAGGGGUUUGACCGUGUGUUGCUGGACGCUCCCUGCAGUGGGUCAGGGGUCAUCUCCAAGGACCCAGAGGUCAAGGUCACCAAGGACGAGGCGGAUAUCUUGCGAUGUUCCCAACUGCAGAAUGAACUUCUACUAGCAGCGAUAGACUGCUGUAUUGCAAAGUCAAAGACUGGGGGCUAUGUUGUGUACUCAACCUGCUCUGUGUUGGUGGAGGAGAAUGAAUGGGUGGUAGACUACGCAUUGAAGAAACGCAAUGUGAAACUGGUACCAACCGGUCUUGACUUCGGAAAGGACGGAUUCACCAAUUUUGAGAAGCACCGGUUCCUUCCGAGUCGGAUGCUGACAAAACGUUUCUACCCACACACACAUAAUUUUGAUGGGUUUUUUGUGGCAAAAUUGAAGAAGUUCUCCAACAACAUUCCAGGAAUGAAGGAACUCUGA
Messenger RNA from Dreissena polymorpha, 1200 nucleotides. RefSeq names its product probable 28S rRNA (cytosine(4447)-C(5))-methyltransferase. Gene Ontology annotation, molecular function: RNA binding; rRNA (cytosine-C5-)-methyltransferase activity. Gene Ontology annotation, biological process: rRNA base methylation; maturation of LSU-rRNA. Gene Ontology annotation, cellular component: nucleolus. The record is from RefSeq and is a predicted model, not a curated record. Lineage: Eukaryota; Metazoa; Mollusca; Bivalvia; Myida; Dreissenidae.